Molecule: messenger RNA, 4961 nt
Organism: Danaus plexippus (monarch butterfly)
Lineage: Eukaryota; Metazoa; Arthropoda; Insecta; Lepidoptera; Nymphalidae
Gene: Cftr
Product: ATP-binding cassette subfamily C member 4
Exons: 24
Coding region: 200-4369 (1389 amino acids)
Biological process (GO): transmembrane transport
Cellular component (GO): membrane
Molecular function (GO): ABC-type transporter activity; ATP binding; ATP hydrolysis activity
Source: RefSeq, a predicted model, not a curated record
CGGUUCUCAGUAGAAGAAGGCCAGUGAUUGGUCCGUGUAGUAAAAUAACCGCUCUCAACACACGCGCAACCUGCCACUUGCGCUGAACGUGGUAUAUCUGGGCAAAUUAUGAUUUCUUAAUCUCAUUAAGAUUACCUUGCACAUUAAUUGUGACUUCAAGGGGUAUAUUGAUCGAAAUUUUAAGAAAAAUAUAAUCAAAAUGGUCAGUGGAAACAAAAACGCCGGCGAUCCCAUUAAAAUACCGCCCAAAAAUCGCGAAAAAAAAACUAAUAACUAUAAAAGAGCCAACAUAUUUUCAAAAGCAUGGUUUGUAUGGAUGAUGCCAACUUUUUGGCGAGGAUUCAAAAGAGACCUGUACGAUGCGGACCUCACCAAACCCAAAGACAACCAUCUGUCUGAUAAACUUGGAGAUCGUCUCGAAAAGAAAUGGUUGGAAGAAAUAGCAUCGGCAAACAAGCAAGGAAGGAAACCAUCGCUACUCCGAGCAAUGACUAAAACAUUUUGGUUAAGCUACGCACCUUCCGGAGUCAUGUUCCUUAUACAAGCUCUCAUACUCAAGCCGUUCCAGCCUGUUGCCUUGAGUAUACUGUUGACAUACUGGGAGCCUGGUUCAAAUAUGACGUACGAUCAAGCGGUGUACUGCGCUUUCACCGUAAUACUGAUGUCUCUGCUGAUAGCAUUCCUCAACCACCAUGGCACUUACUCUACUCAACAGUUUGGAAUGAAAGUCCGUAUUGCCGCCUGCUCCCUUAUCUAUAGAAAGGUGAUGCGAAUGAGCUCGGGCGCGCUAGCCCAAACAACUGCCGGUCAAGUAGUAAAUCUGUUGUCCAAUGAUGUCAAUCGAUUUGACUACGCUUUCAUUUAUACUCACUUCAUCUGGCUUUUGCCACUCCAAGUGAUAAUUGUCUGUUACCUCAUAUACAUCAAAAUUGGGUAUGCAGCGAUUGUUGGAGUCAUUGGCAUCGUCUUGCAAACAAUUCCUGUACAAUCUUAUAUGAGCAAAUUGGCAGCGAGACUGCGAAUGAAAACAGCAUCUAGAACUGACGAACGUGUCCGAAUUAUGGAUGAAAUUAUAAGCGGAAUGCAGGUCAUCAAAAUGUACGCUUGGGAGAAACCGUUCGAGCAGGUUGUGGCAUUGGCUCGUAAAAAUGAAAUCAACUGCAUUACAUCAGCGUCUUAUCUUCGUGGAGUUUACCUUAGCUUUAUGGUGUUCACUGAACGGCUAACACUUUAUAUCACCCUUUUGUCCUAUUCACUAUUUGGAUAUCAAGUUACCGCUGACAUUGCUUUCCCGCUGGCUCAAAUGUUCAAUAUUCUUCAAGCUUCAGUAGCUAUUUUACUACCAAUGUCUUUAUCAAUGUUGAUGGAGUCCCAUACAUCUAUUCUUCGUAUACAACAAUUUUUAGUUAAGGAUGAAAGGGAAGAUCUUCGAAGUGUAGCGGGUGUAGACAUUGCAAAACUUGUUGCCAGUGUUGAAAAGAAAAAUAAAAAUCUUCGUGAAAUUGACCUUUGUGCAAAUAAAUUCAAAAAAAUUGAUGAAGAAGGAAUUUACAAUCCAGGUUUUGAUUGCGACGAAAAAGGUUUGAUGACUCCAGCGAUAAGUACGACUCCUAUCAGCAAUGAUGUUGGCAUACUUAUACAGAAUGUGAGCGCUAGCUGGACCGAAGAUGGUCCUAUUACCUUGCGCAAUAUUAAUAUUACAGUUCCUAAAGGGAAACUAUGUGCUAUAAUUGGAUCAGUAGGAUCAGGAAAGAGUUCUAUUUUACAACUUUUGCUAAAUGAAUUACGCUCCAGUGCUGGACGGAUACACCUCUGCGGGCCCCUUUCAUAUGCUAGCCAAGAACCUUGGUUAUUUGUGGCAACAGUCCGUCAAAAUAUUUUAUUCGGUUUGCCAUAUAAUCCGAAAAAAUAUAAGGAAGUAGUCAGAGUAUGUGCACUGCAGAAGGACUUUCUCCAAUUCCCCCACGGAGAUCAAACUCUUGUCGGAGAAAGAGGUGCCUCUUUAUCUGGAGGGCAAAGAGCCCGUAUAAAUCUAGCAAGAGCUGUAUACCGCCAGGCGGAUGUUUAUCUACUGGAUGAUCCAUUGUCUGCAGUAGAUGCACACGUUGGUCGACAACUCUUCGAUGAGUGCAUAACGGGUUAUUUAAAGCACACCACUAGAGUUCUUGUUACUCAUCAACUUCACUACCUUAAAGUCGCUGAUUACAUUGUUAUCAUGAAUAAUGGCAUCAUUGAAGCAAAAGGAACCUAUGAGGAAUUACUUACUUCGGGUAAAGACUUUGCUAAGUUGUUGUGCUCCGUUCAGGAAGAUGAUAAUACGGAGGCUGAAAAGCCACUACCGAUAUCACGAAGGACUUCAGCAAGGCUAUCCACGACAAGGAGGCCCUCGCUGGCAGAAUCUACCACAGGCUGUGAUAUUCCUGCUCAAGAGAUGGAAGAAGAAGAAAGAGAAUCUGGCUCAAUGGGAUGGCAUGUAUACGGAGCUUAUUUGAAAGCUGGAGGUCGUACCGCCAGAAUAGUUUUCAUGGUUUUACUUUUAGUAAUAGGACAACUUUCUGCUACUCUCUGUGAUUAUUGGGUUACUUUCUGGACGAAUGAAGUUACCCUUCUUAAAGAAAGACAAUCAAAUGCGACUAAGGAUUAUGAACAAGAUAUAAAACCAGUAAAUUCUACAUUCAGCCUAAAUAGUUACUUCUCUGGAAUUAAAGCUACACCAAAUUUAAAUAUUCACGCCUACAUUGGACCGUUAGACACAUCGCAAUAUCUUUAUGUAUAUACAGCACUUAUUGUUUGUUGUAUCUUCUUUAUCACGGCCCGAGCAUUCAUGUUCUUCAAGGUUUGCAUGACAGCCUCCAGGAACCUCCACAACGACAUGUUCCAUGCUAUGCUACGUGGAGUUAUGAGAUUCUUCGAUAUGAAUUCGUCAGGUCGUAUUCUCAACCGCUUCUCAAAAGAUAUUGGUGCCUUAGACGAACUGCUGCCGCGUUUUCUUCUGGAAUGCAUACAAAUCUACCUCGUGAUGUUCAGUAUUCUCACGUUGAAUGCUGCUGCACUCGUUUGGACUUUAUUGCCUACGACUAUCAUCUUACUACUCUUCUAUGUUAUUCUUCAGAUAUACUUAAAAUCAGCUCAAUCUAUUAAAAGAUUAGAGGGGACAACGAGAAGUCCAGUCUUUUCACACAUGUCGGCCACCCUCAAUGGCAUCAGCACUAUUAGAUCCUCAGGAGCACAACAACGUUUAAUACAAGAAUUCGAUCAUUUCCAAGACAUUCACACGUCUACUUGGAGCAGCUACCUUGCGAGCGGCGUAACUCUAGGAUUCUGGCUUGACUUUAUUUGUGUGAUCUACCUUGCAAUUGUCAUUGUGGCUUUCCUUGUUAUCGAUAGCAAAACCAUUUUCUCGGGUAACGUGGGACUUGCGAUAUCACAAACUCUUAUCUUGACCGGUAUGCUGCAAUUCGGUGUACGACAAACAGCUGAAGUUAUCUCACAAAUGACCAGCGUUGAGCGCAUCCUGCAAUACACUAAUAUUGAAAAGGAAUCGCAAUGGGAGAAAGGAGCUAAAGAAACCCCUAAAGGAUGGCCUUGGAGGGGUCGCAUAGAGUUCCGUAAUUGCUAUAUGAAGUACACACCUGAAGAUUUACCUGUAUUGAAGAAUCUAAAUGUAGUUAUAGAGAGUGGUUGGAAGGUUGGAAUAGUCGGUAGAACGGGUGCUGGAAAAUCAUCACUAAUCUCUUCUCUGUUUCGUCUUUCCAUAUUAGAGGGUGAAGUCCUUAUUGACGAUGUAGAUACCGCCUACCUUGCACUUCAGGAAGUAAGGUCUAAAAUAUCGAUUAUACCACAAGAACCGGUACUGUUCUCCGCUACAAUACGAUACAAUUUAGAUCCAUUCAACUGUUAUGAUGACGAACAACUUUGGAAAGCGCUUGAAGCGGUCGAUUUGAAGGCUGCGAUACCUGCACUAGAUUUCAAAGUUUCCGAAGGUGGUUCAAACUUUUCUCUUGGACAGAGACAACUCGUGUGCCUUGCUCGUGCUAUCCUUCGCGGUAACCGAAUUCUUGUGUUGGAUGAGGCCACAGCAAACGUUGAUCCAAAAACGGACGAGUUUAUCCAGAGAACAAUAAGAAAGCGUUUUUCAGAUUGCACAGUUUUGACAGUUGCACAUCGACUCAACACUAUUAUGGACUCCGAUCGCGUGAUGGUAAUGGAUACCGGACGAUUAGUUGAGUUUGAUCAUCCUUACAAAUUGCUCUGCAACCCUGAAGGUCAUUUCACAAAAAUGGUUAAAGAAACUAGUGACAAAUUGGCAGCUCAGCUCUACGAAAUAGCAAAAAGAACAUAUCUCGAAAACGGAAACGUAAUAGAGUGACGAGAAAGCGUUUAUUUUUAGAUAUUAUUAUAAAUAGAAACGUAAGAAUAUAGCCUUGGAAUAAUGCAGUUAUGUACCUACCUACUUACUGACAUUUAAUAAUGCUGGUUGAAAGAUAUAUUGCAACCAAAUUGGUCGUAAUCCUAACGAUUAUUUGAAUAAUAUGGUUAUGACCUAUUUUGGCAAAUACCACCUUAGAUAUUUUUUAUGGUCGACAAAUAUCGACAGUAUAAUUUUAAUAUAAAAGUCAGUUAAUGUAGCCAGUCUUAUAUUUAUUUUAAUUAUGUUGUAUUCGACAAGCGAAGAGUGCUUUAAAAUAAAAUAUGUAACCUAUGAAAAUACAUAAUUUGAGAGCUGGCUCUAGUACAUAGCACCCUAUCCUAUAAAGUAUUGUACAUAAAGGCAUAUAUUCCAACACAGACUGAAUGUUGAGCGGACUUGAAUGAAAUAAUUAGUUCUUAAGAUAAAAAAACGUAAAGUAUAAUGUCGUGUUAUUUAUUUUUAUUAAAGAGCUACAAUUUAAUUUAUUAAUUAAGAAGUAUAAAAUGUUAUUUGUGAUUUUAAUCUUGAACAAAUUAAAAUUGGGUUUAAA